AUGGAGGAGAUGGCGUGGACCGAGAGUGGAGCCGUGGUUCUGUUGCUUUUGUUGCUGGAUCUAAUGGGAACCAGCGCCAGCUCCAUGGAACCGAUCUACUGGAACUCCAUGAACCAGAGGUUUCGUGACGACAAAGGCUACGUCCUGUACCCUCAGAUUGGGGACCGCCUGGACCUGAUCUGCCCCCCCCUGGACUCAGCCCGGUCCAGUCCAGAGUAUGAGUUCUAUAAGCUGUACCUGGUCUCGACCCGGGACCAGGCGGACCGCUGCGAAGUCACGGGUCCCGCCAACAUCGUGUUGACUUGCGACGAGCCCAGCAGAGAGCGCCGCUUCACCAUCAAGUUCCAGGAGUUCUCUCCCAAUCUGUGGGGACACGAGUUCAAGAGCAUGCACGACUAUUACAUCAUAGCCACGUCAGAUGGGACUCGCCAAGGCCUGGAGAGUAUGAGAGGAGGAGUCUGUGCUUCACAAGGCAUGAAGGUGGUCCUUAAAGUGGGACAGAGUCCAUACGGUCUCCCCCCGAAAAGACAACACCCACUGCCACCAAGAGACCCCACCUCAGGAGGCUCAGGGAACAACACUCAGUCCAGGGGGACUCUGGAGGACGGGGGGAAUGGGCCUCUCCAGGCUUCAAACAUUGCUCUGAUCGCGGGCGCCGCUGGAGGCUCCGCCUUCCUGCUGCUGGUCACCGCCGUCAUCUGCGUCGUGUGUUACCGCCGCCGCCACGCCAAGCACUCAGACACGCACCACCCCCCCCUCUCCCUCUCCUCCCUCACCAGCCCUAAGCGCCUGGGGGGAGGAGCCAACGCCCUCUCUUCCUCCAAUAACAACGGUUCUGAGCCCAGCGACAUCAUCAUCCCUCUGCGCACCUCAGACUCCGCCUACUGCCCGCACUACGAGAAGGUCAGCGGCGACUAUGGCCAUCCGGUCUACAUCGUCCAAGAGAUGCCCCCCCAGAGUCCGGCAAACAUCUACUACAAAGUAUGA
Knipowitschia caucasica is the source of this 987-nucleotide messenger RNA. NCBI's taxonomy places the organism in Eukaryota, Metazoa, Chordata, Actinopteri, Gobiiformes, Gobiidae. The record is from the annotation of a GenBank genome assembly.